UUCCGCUCAGCGGAGCAGGAAGACGGCGGAAGUGGCGUCGUCGUGUUUACACUGUUCAGCUGUGUCGUUUUAAUACGAGAUCUCUGAAAGCGGAUUUCUUUCUCUCUCUUUGAAUUCACGCAUUGUUUUUUUACCCGCAGGGUUUGGGUGUAGUUGUCGCGUACACAUGGGUGCACACGGGGUUUUGGGCAACGAGCACGAGUCCAUCGACUACUCGGUGCACGAAGCGUGGAACGAGGCCACGAACGUUUACCUGCUGGUCAUCCUGGUCAGCUUCGGCCUGCUGAUGUACGCCCGAAAAAACAAGAGGAAGAUCAUGCGUAUCUUCACUCUGCCUCCCACCGUCGGCAGCAGCCCGGAGCCAAACUUCUACGACAGCCUGCAGAAGGUCCGCCUGCGACAGCAGCUGGAGAUGUACUCUCUGGCCAGGAAAUUUGAGCAGCAGCAGGGUCAGACGGACAGCGUCCAGCUCUCCAUGGAAUGAGUUCAUCCUGAGCGAACACUCCUGCGUCUUCAAGCACUCUGCACACGGAUAGGAAAGGACUUGGAUGGCUUUCACGAUCCGAGAUCGCUCAAAAGCCUGCGACUCCUAUCCCUAGUUGUUUUCCAUUUGGCUCCCUCGAAUGAGAAGUCUUCUUUCACCUUCUGUUGUCUGCUCGUUGUCUGUUAACACAUUGGAAUAUGUACAGCUGGAGGGGAUGAUGAUGAUGAAGCCAAGAGGAGGAGUGUGGCAUCCAGCAGAUGUCACUGAGAUACUUACAGUAUGGUGUCAAAGUCCACCGUGAAGAAUUACUUGCACAUAGAACAAGAUUCUUUUAACUUUAAGAUAGAUUUUAGUUGAUUAACAUGUUUUUUUUUUAUGUUUUGUGUCAGCUGGUAGUAAAAAUCUCUCAAAUGUGAAAAUAAAAGCACAUAAAUCUCAAACAAC
Messenger RNA from Larimichthys crocea (large yellow croaker), 928 nucleotides. RefSeq names its product small integral membrane protein 19 (gene smim19). The record is from RefSeq and is a predicted model, not a curated record. NCBI's taxonomy places the organism in Eukaryota, Metazoa, Chordata, Actinopteri, Sciaenidae. The transcript has 3 exons. The coding region runs from base 167 to 484 and encodes 105 amino acids.